Macroventuria anomochaeta is the source of this 1611-nucleotide messenger RNA. Its product is annotated as dual specificity protein phosphatase 12. Gene Ontology annotation, molecular function: protein tyrosine/serine/threonine phosphatase activity. The transcript has 4 exons. Gene Ontology annotation, biological process: protein dephosphorylation. The record is from RefSeq and is a predicted model, not a curated record. Gene Ontology annotation, cellular component: nucleus. NCBI's taxonomy places the organism in Eukaryota, Fungi, Ascomycota, Dothideomycetes, Pleosporales, Didymellaceae. The coding region runs from base 199 to 1146 and encodes 315 amino acids.
CAAACGGGCACAUCGCCGCUUACCUAAUCUUUUUACACUCAGCCAUUUUGGGAUCACCACACGAGGCCUCGGGCGAAAUUCGAAGCCUCAACCAGACAAGCAACACAACAUCGUACGCAAUCCUCGGUUUCAAACCCACGACAUCAUCUCCGACCCCGACUAUACUCGGACAAAUCCUGCAUUGGUCUCCUGAGCGCUAUGGCCCUCAUUGACAGAGUUCCCGGGGAUUUGGAUCUCUACAUUGGUGGCAUGUUCACUCUUCGACGACGUGAAGCAUUGCAGGAAGCAAAGAUCACACAUGUCCUUUCCGUGCUGCGUACGCCACUAGAUCAGGAUCUCUUCGAGCCGUUCAAGCAUCAUGUUGUGGAAGUUGACGACGUCGAAGACGAAAACCUGUUAGAACACUUCCCCGCCACCAAUCAGUUCAUCCAGGAAGGACUCGAUGGUGGUGGCGGAGUUUUGGUGCAUUGCGCAAUGGGUAAAUCGCGAUCCGCCACUGUUGUCAUCGCCUAUUUGAUGCAGAAACACAACAUUACUCCAUCGGAAGCAUUGUCCCAUGUUCGGCAAGCCCGAUCAAUCGCCGAGCCAAACGAAGGAUUCUGGAGACAGCUCGAGUUGUACGCCGAAAUGCAAACGCCUGAGAACGUGGAAGAGACUCCGGCCUACCAACGCUGGGUCUAUCAACGGGAGCUCGAGCUGAGUCGUGCAUGUGCGCAGGCCCCUGAGGCUGACAAGAUUCGAUUUGAAGAUGAGCACGUCACAGAGCAGACGUCAGGCUUUGAGAUGAGAUGUCGAAAAUGCAGACGACCACUUGCAACAUCCCAAUAUCUCACCUCGCACAGCCAAGACACAUCGAAGACCAAGUGUGCGCACUACUUUGUGGAUCCUUUAUCAUGGAUGCGCCCUGAGCUCGAACAGGGGAAGCUGGAAGGCCGGAUCGAAUGUCCGAACUGCCACUCCAAUGUAGGCAAGUAUGCCUGGCAGGGGAUGCAGUGCAGUUGUGGAGACUGGAUGGUACCAGGGAUCAGCCUUGCCAAGGGACGAAUCGAUGAAGCAAGAAAGGGUGGAGUUAGUGGCAUCCGUCGCCCACCAGGUGCACCAGGGGCACCUCUGCCAAACCAAAACGCAGGACGACAGAAUCUAUGAUCGUCCCAAGUCAGGUAACAUCUGACCCUUGUCUACUAUCAUGCGCCUCGAAAGUCUCGGAGGCAUGAUGGCGACUGCUCUGGAGGUCAUGACAGGCUCCUUCGAAAGGACCUUGCACAUCAAAAUCCACAAGAGGGCUGGUUCACUCGGCAUGGCCCCCAAGUACCAACGGAAAACCACAUUGCCAUCAGUGGCUCUAAUGACUCGCAUAUCUCGGACCGCCCGAUCGUGCAGACUUCACUCCUGUGGAGCACUUCUUUCAAGCAUAAGCACAAUCAUUCAAGAACCGGGCACCGUUCAAAGUAAGGCAUUGCCCAUUCCAGGGGUAUUUUCAUCCACAUCAGAAAUCAAUAAAACCAGUCAACCCUAUCCAAAAUUUGGCUGUUGAUUCCAUGCGCUUUACCUCGUGCUCAACAGACUAAUUGAACUAUUUUCAGGAGGUGCACUCGCUAAGCAGCACGCCAG